AUGGAUGAUGGUGAAUUUGUUACUGUUGAAGAGUUUGUUAAAGGAAGCUUUGACAAGUACAUCAAUAAUGAUGGAACUCUUUGUGGCACUUCAACCUACAUCCGCAUGAAAGCUGAGAGCUUGUCUCAUUAUUCCUAUGUGAGAUCCCUUGAGAAGCUGAUGGUGGUUGAUAUCCAGGGCAGCAGCCAUAAGUUAUUUGACCCGGAAAUUGCCUCAUAUGAAUUGCAAGAGGAUGACGAGUACCUCUUUUCAACAGGAAACAUGACAUUCAGUGCAAUAACCACAUUUGUGAGAGAGCAUAAUUGCAACAUUUAUUGUGAACUUGUUGGUUUAACAGAAUUUUAA
Messenger RNA from Paramuricea clavata, 345 nucleotides. Lineage: Eukaryota; Metazoa; Cnidaria; Anthozoa; Malacalcyonacea; Plexauridae. The record is from the annotation of a GenBank genome assembly.